ACCCAGCCACAUUCAUUCAUUCGUAUUCACAGCAUCAGAAGUGAGAGUUAGCAGCACAAUGGCUAGGCACUGACCUCCAGGAGGGAGUCACUUCUUUUACCAAGAGCACCAUGACAAGCUGAAUUGUGGACGGCGCAAAAAGAUGGCCCAUCUUGCGCGCACACAGCAUGUGCAUCCGGUUGACAUCAUAGCAUGAAACCAGGACACGUACAAGCCAUUUUGUCUGUGUUUGCUGGCAGUCAUGGAGUCUUCUUUUGCCUUCUGGUCACAACUGAGAACCUUGCCUCUCAUAUGACUGGACAGGAACCUGGUCUUGCUGUUACUCCUGUGUCUGCAACGUCACCAGAAGAAGCCAGCAACACAGUCAACGACCCCGCAGACGAGCUGAGCUGAGCAAGGGCAGCAGCGUUCCAGGUACAUCAGGGUAGGAAAGAAACAAUCCCAUUUC
Cryphonectria parasitica EP155 is the source of this 448-nucleotide messenger RNA. RefSeq lists its product as uncharacterized. The transcript has a single exon. The record is from RefSeq and is a predicted model, not a curated record. NCBI's taxonomy places the organism in Eukaryota, Fungi, Ascomycota, Sordariomycetes, Diaporthales, Cryphonectriaceae. The annotation marks the transcript as partial.